AUGCCCACGAAGGUGCUGGCCACCAUGACGUUGAGUUGGAGUGUCGUCUCGAUUACUGGUAUCACUUCGUGGAGGGAGGUAUACAUGUUGCACCCUGGGGCGUUCCCCUUCUCACCCGCUUUGUCACCCGCCUUCUCACCCGCCUUCUCACCCGCCUUCUCACCCGCCUUCUCACCCGCCUUCUCACCCGCCUUCUCACCCGCUUUGUCACCCGCCUUCUCACCCGCCUUCUCACCCGCCUUCUCACCCGCCUUCUCACCCGCCUUCUCACCCGCCUUCUCACGCGCCUUCUCACCCGCCUUCUCACCCGCCUUCUCACCCGCCUUCUCACCCGCCUUCUCACCCGCCUUCUCACCCGCCUUCUCACCCGCCUUCUCACCCGCCUUCUCACCCGCCUUCUCACCCGCCUUCUCACCCGCCUUCUCACCCGCCUUCUCACCCGCCUUCUCACCCGCCUUCUCACCCGCCUUCUCACCCGCCUUCUCACCCGCCUUCUCACCCGCCUUCUCACCCGCCUUCUCACCCGCCUUCUCACCCGCCUUCUCACCCGCCUUCUCACCCGCCUUCUCACCCGCCUUCUUACCCGCCUUCUCACCCGCCUUCUCACCCGCCUUCUCACCCGCCUUCUCACCCGCCUUCUCACCCGCCUUCUCACCCGCCUUCUCACCCGCCUUCUCACCCGCCUUCUCACCCGCCUUCUCACCCGCCUUCUCACCAGUCUCCCACCCGCAGUGGUGGGCACUCUAA
Stomoxys calcitrans (stable fly) is the source of this 747-nucleotide messenger RNA. Its product is annotated as mucin-1-like. The record is from RefSeq and is a predicted model, not a curated record. The coding region runs from base 1 to 747 and encodes 248 amino acids. Lineage: Eukaryota; Metazoa; Arthropoda; Insecta; Diptera; Muscidae. The transcript is spliced from 3 exons.